Staurois parvus is the source of this 331-nucleotide messenger RNA. The record is from the annotation of a GenBank genome assembly. Lineage: Eukaryota; Metazoa; Chordata; Amphibia; Anura; Ranidae.
UGAUCAGCUGUGUCCAAUCACAGCUGAUCACAUAGGAGAGCCGGUAAUCAGCUUUUCGUGGAGGGGACAUGUACACUGAUGAUCAGUGUGCCCUGAUGAUCAGUGUGCCCUGAUGAUCAGUGUAGCCCCAGCAGCGCCACCUGUCAGUGUCCAUCAGUGCCUUGUGUCAGUGCUCAUCAGUGCCUCGUGCCAGUGCCCAUCAGUGCCACAUCAAUGCCACAUAUCAGUGCCUACCAGUGCACAUCAAUGCCACAUAUCAGUGCCCAUCUGAGCUGCCUUUCAGUGACACACAUCAGUGCCAGUCAGUGCCACCUAUCAAUGCCAAUCAAUG